AUGUCCGAUAAAAACGCUUCUAUCGUUAGGAAUGCGGAGAAAAACAAUGACAAACUCUUCCCAAUAUUCCAGAAGAACCUUUCCAGCGACAAUCUCGCCGAGUUUGCCACAGCCGCGGAUAAACUGUCGGGAUGGCUGAGCAGGGACAAGGCAUAUUACACGAGGGCUAGGCCUAUGACCGCACACGAGACUGUUCUCCGCCACAGUAGAUCCACCGCCCCCUUUCACGUGUCCAGAGUCACAGACGACGUCAGGCCAUGGGCAGAUGCAUAUGUGAAGAUCCUGCGGACCGUGAUGCAUUUCGCCAUGCUCUUCUCGGAGAGCGCCCUGCAGCUGCGUCUCCGGAGGUUGUUGCAGGCCCUGUGCGACAACGUUGACACCUUCCUGUCGCAGCAGACGCUCUUCUCCCCGUCCGCGACAAACAGCCCGAUUGCCUCUGUAGCAGGAACACCCGGGGCGCCGUUGCCACCUCCGAGCGCUUUGCAUCCCACCGCCGCUCCCUUGCAACCGGUUGUACCAAGACCGAUUUCUGCGGGCCCUCCGCGAUUCGACCCCGCCAAUCCACCCAAAUUGACCGAGGCCCAGAUCUUAGCCGUGCUCGCGCUUGCCAAAGCUCAAGGGACCCCUGUACCGCCCACUCCAAGUACGACUGCGGUAGCAGUCCUCUCAGGAGCGCCUAUAACACCACAGACGCCCGCGCCUACGGGGCCGACGCCUCUCCCGCGUACAAAGACCUUGAGUGCUUCCCAAGUUAACCCCACACCUUCACCAGUAGCUACUGACCCCGCGAUGGCACCCGAACACUCGCGCAAGGCCAAGAGGCGGAAAACACUGCCCGUGGACUUUGACUUCAUCGAGGCCGACCUCAACUGGUACAAGGACACUCAUGCCGCAGAGGCCACCGCUGCGAAUCAAGAUCCGACCGGCACGGCGCCAAGUACGGUCGUGAACACCCCGACUCUCGUUCCCGAAACCACCUACCCUACUGCGGAGACGUCAGAGGAUAUCAAGCCACUCGUGGGGAUCACUUCCGACUCCGAGGCGACCUCUGCUUCGCGAGAUGGGCCAACCGCGCCAUCCACCCUUGAGACAGUGCCUGUGACAAAGUCUCGAUCACCAUCCGUUCCCCUGCGAGACGUUUCGCGCACGGCCUCGGUUUCGCAACCUGACCGUAUAUCGGAAAGCGAGCCUGCGAAGUUGCUCGCCAAAGAGGAGCCGGCGCCCGAAUCGCCUGUCAUGCUCGCGCCGUCCCUCACGAGGCGUUCUAACGAGCCCAACGGCUCCACGCCAGUCGAGAGCCCGUCGGCUGUUCCCCACAAGGCGCUAUCGCCGCUGGCAGGGGAUGCUCUGCCGUCGCCGCUUGCGACGAAGAAGACGAAGAAGAGGAAGCGUGGCCCACCUGGCCUCAAGUUCCUCCCAAUGCCUUCUGGGGAGCAGCCGCCAGAGCCUAUGGCCGUGGACGAGCAACCGCCAGAACCUAUGGUCGUGGACGGGAUCCCUGGCCUUGAGAACGGAUUGGCAAACGGCCGAGAGUCUUCGAUGCGCUCUGCCAGUGCGUCUACGUCUGUUGCUGCGCCUCCUGUACCCCUUCCACCUGAACCUCCAGCGUCUACUCCACCCAAGGGCGAAGCUUCUACGCACCCAAGUGGCAUGGUUAAGGAAGCUGCGGCUGCUGCAGAGUCGCCUGUUCCAAUGGACAUAGAGACAGAGUCGGAUCGAUCGGCAGAGAUCGUUCCGAAUGGAGACGCUCCCAACGGCAUUGAAAACGACCCUGCGUUAAGUGUAGAGGCACGACCACCCAGCGAUGGGCACACACAGACGCGGGAGUUGCCGAGUAUGGCUCCGACGGAGCUAUUGACGAAUGGCAAAGCGCCGACCCCGUCGAAAGAGUCCGAGGAAGGCUCCGAGGUCGAGCGCAUGCUCCUCUUCAUCCAAUCUGCCUCAAAAGUUUCUACCCCUACGCCUGCUGUAGAACCUCCCCUCGCCGUCCCUGCCGUCUCCACACCACUCGCUACGAACGGUUUUGCGCCCAGUACAAAUUCCACGACGCCUCGGCCAGCUGCUAUGGAAAUUACAACUGCCCCGGACGACCAGUCCCCGUUCGCCUCCGCGUCCGCGCGUGUCCUCAACAUGGUACGUGGAGCCUCCUCCAUGACGCCCGCCAGUCGGCCCGUGGUCCUCGAAUUCGAGCUCUCCGCGGAUGAGCUCGCGCAGAUCGCGAGGUGGACUGACCGCAGCAAAACUUCCGAGGGCCACAGCGAUCUUUCUACGGCCCUGUGCAUUACGUUUGCGUCCUACACAACUGCUCAGCUGCAGGACGUCACCCCGGAGUCGCCGGCAGGCGCUGCGGAUAUCGCGAAGUACGGCCGCCCGGCCCCGUGGCCCCAGGACGGGACCGCAUUCGUGGCCCUGAACGCGGGCGAGGGCGGACAGGGCGGCGAGCGCUUUACGAUCUCGCCGCCAUUCAUCUCCACCGUUGACAAGUGCGUCGACCUCGGGACCCGCAAGCUGCAUGCCGGCCUCAACUCGAUCCACCUAUUCCAAUACCGCGACCACUCCGACCGGGCGUUCCUCGCGCUCCUGCACCACCCGACGCGCGCACAGCUCGCCGAGCUGCAGACCGCGCGCGACCGGGAGCGCGAGUGGCGGCAGUUCCUGCAUGGGCUCGGGCACAUCGAGCUGCAGGUCCCGCGCCUGUUCCCCGCGUCGCUGCUGGGGUCGAGCUUCGUGUACACCCCGACUCUAGAUCUGAGGGGCCUGGUAAUGCGUGUAAAUACUGUACACUGGUAUGAGUUACCGAGCACUGCUAAAUAG
This is a messenger RNA of Trametes versicolor FP-101664 SS1, 2814 nucleotides long. RefSeq lists its product as uncharacterized. The record is from RefSeq and is a predicted model, not a curated record. NCBI's taxonomy places the organism in Eukaryota, Fungi, Basidiomycota, Agaricomycetes, Polyporales, Polyporaceae. The transcript is spliced from 9 exons. The coding region runs from base 1 to 2814 and encodes 937 amino acids.